UUUCUUUCGGGGUGGGUGCUCCAAAAAGGGCGGGUUUAGACCAUUGCAGGGGCAAGCAAUGGACGACCGCCGUGAUGAUGGCGAGAAUGCAGUGCCAAGUGACAUUUCCAUUUUGGCCGAUCUACUUCAAAUCUUGGGGCCGUACCAGAGCCAAGGGCUACCUCUGACGGAGCUCCAUGACAAGUUGCCUGCCCACUUGGCCCACCUGGCGGGAAGCAUCGAUGUCACACGCAACUGGCUCCAGCGCUAUCCGCAGAUCAUCCAGCUUACAGGGCCCAAGGGCGAGGAGCGGGUGGUGUUGGCCCUGGCUAAGGCUGCUUCCCCCAGCUCCAACCAGGACAAGCCCGAGAAGCCACCGCAGCCAGCCCCUGGCGCAUCGGUGCAGCCCGUGCCACUGGCCCCAACUACUGGAGGUAUAAACAAUGCCAAUGCUCGAGUGGAAAAGGACAAUGGCAAUGCAAUUAUGGGGGAUGAGGACAAUUCAAAUCCCUGCUCCGUGCAGUUGAGGGGGCUCCCAUUCAGAGCUAGCAUCGAGGAUGUCAAGGGCUUCCUUGGAGACCAUGCGAAAUACCUGAAUCCUGAGAAGAAACUAAACAUUUGCCUUCUCUCAAAUCGCGAUGGGAGGCCUUCAGGCUUUGCUCGCAUCUUCUUUGUGAGUCCACAGGCUGCAUACAAAUGCAAAGAUGCCUUGCACAGGAAGCAGAUGGGAGACCGUUACGUUGAGGUCUUGGCCACAGAUCGUGGGAAGGGCCGGAAGAAAUUGACCAUCGACGAGAAAGAACCGGUGCCACAGGCACCACUUGAUGCUGCAACAGAGCAAGCAGAGAACGAAAGGGUCUUGAGCGAAUGUCGAGAACAUCUGAGCGCACCAGGCAGAAGUCAAACUUUGCUCAGCAUGCUUGGGAUAGCCUUGACAGAUCCAGCACGCAACUACCUCCGCCGUGCCAAUCUGGGGUUGAAGCAUUUCUUGGCCCGCUUCCCAAAUGAAUUCCGGGUUGAAGGGCCAAAGGGAUGUGAGAAGGUCAUUUGGCAAAAUCCUGAUGGUUUGAUCUACGGCCUUCAAGAUGGGACCGUGACUGAAGAGGAACCAUCAACUCCCAAUACCAGGCUGAUGUCACCGACCCGGCCUCCGCCUUCUGGAAGUCACUUCAUUGCAACGCCGAGUGAUUGGGGCACUCCGCAGGUGAACUCCGGAGCCAUGGGGAUGGACUUUCAGUUUGGUGAGGGUUGGCCGCCCUACAGCUUUCCACCCUGGACUUCGCAAUGGAUGCCCUGGAUGGAGAAUGGACCCACCGCAGUGAGUUCAAAGCAGAAGAAGAUCAACAAACCUCCACCUGCUGAGGGCGUUCCAAUGUCCAGAAGCCAUGCCCACUUGCAUCCCCAGAGCCACCCUUUCGCAGAAGAAAGCGAUGCAAAGGAUGCAGGUGAAGCUGUCGUAGACAAGAGUGCUGUGGCUGCACUGCGCUUGAGAGGUUUGCCUUUCAGCGUCACUGUGCAGGAUGUUCUGACCUUCUUUGCCCAGCACAAUGUGGCCGACACUAUCCAUGACGGGCCCAAUUCUGCCAAGUUGCUUCCCAAAGCCAAUGGCAGGCCCUCAGGGCAGGCUGUAGUCCAGAUGCGAAGCCGAAGGGAUGCCGAAGUCGCACGGAAGGCGUUGAACCAUCAAUAUGUUGGAGGUCGAUACAUCGAGGUCUUCGUCUACGGCAAUGAGGAUGACAAGGAUGAUCUUGGCCCAGCACCUGAGGCGACCUGGUCUGAGUGGUCCAACAGCUACGCCAACGCAGCACCAUGGCAGUGGGGGAACACAACUUCAUACCAGCAGAAUGAAGAGGCCAAGGAUGGAAGCUGGGAUGCUCUCAUCAUGCAUGCCAUGUUGCCGCUGCCGCAAUCAGUGCCUUCGCCCUUUCCAAUCUCUGAGGGUUCUUCAAAACCCACCUUGCAAAUCUAGAGACCGGAAUGAGACCGGACUGUUCCCGGAGCCCAGCGCCAUUGCCGACACUGAUACAUACCAUUAUUUGUAAGUUAC
Durusdinium trenchii is the source of this 2026-nucleotide messenger RNA. The record is from the annotation of a GenBank genome assembly. Lineage: Eukaryota; Dinophyceae; Suessiales; Symbiodiniaceae.